GCCGAUGCUGAACAAAACUUCAAGGCUGCCUGGGAAGGCCGAUGCCGCACUUUGGGGCACAGCCAUCCAGCGACGGCGCGGUCCGUCACCGAGCUGGCCAGUGUUGUUGCUGGCGAUGCGCGGCGACGUAAAGAAGCCCAGGCUUGGUAUCGAAAAGCCCUUGAAGCAAAGCAGGCUUGCUACGGUGCUUCGCAUCCAGAGGCCGCCUCGUGCAUGAUUGCGCUGGCAUACUCUAUGUGGCAGGAUGGAAACAGGGACGAAGCUGAAGAGUUCUACAAGCGAGCUUUGCUGUCUCGCCAGAUCGGCUCCUGGGGCGACGGCCUGGAGAGAAGUGUACAAAAGCCAUUGGGCACUAAGCACAUGGAAUCGCAUGUGCACGAUGCUCUGGACACCCUCGAGGAGCCUGCCGAGACCGAUCCCUCGUUGGACCAGGAUCACGUGGACACGCCGUGCUCCCAGGGAGUGUCUCAGAGGCGCCUUCGCCUUCGUGUCGGCGUGGGACUGGCUCUCGCUGGACUGGUGCUGACUUGCAUUGGAGUAGCCGUUUGGGUUCUGCCCAUACCCGACCAGCCCACUCUGGGUGCAAGUCAAUGUAUAGACGACUCGGCUCGGGAGGAACCGCCACUGGCUUGGACUGGCAAGAAAGCGGGUCCGCUUGAGCGGCAACUUGGGGUUAUCACUCCAGCCCAAGCUGCGUGGAUCGUGUUGCAAGCCGGACAGACAGCCAAUGAUGUGGCUACAAAUACCACCGCGCUGACCAAAGAGCUGGCGGCUGAAGCUGCACCUCGGGUCAGCCCGAAGAAGGUGCAGAAACGCAAUCGCGCACGCUGUAUUCUGCAGACCCUCGCGGUGGGGGAGAGCAUCGCCAAGAUCGCAACCAACAUCAAAGCGGCAAGCGCAGUUUGUGGUCCUGAUCGGAUCUUCAAGUACAUCCCAGGGAAGUUUGGAAAAGCCUUGGUAAAGCUUCGCAAGAUCGUUUGCUCAGUAAACAUCGAAUUGGUAAUCUCGGGCUUCUUGGCAGUUGCUGGCAAUCUGGCUGAAGCUAGCAUUAGCUGUUCCAUUGCUGUGAACUCCUCGAGCUCUCUGAACUUGAACGAGCAGUUCGAUGCGGGUUGUGCGAGCGCCGCUUACCAAAUGACCAAUGCACUGGUUUCGGUGUCUUCCGCCUUUUCGAUCGCAAUCCCAGGCUGUGAAAUUGUGGCGAAGGGUUUGGAGAAGACUAUCACCGGAGCUCUCAAAGGACUAGGGCAGAAAGGAAUAUCCGACUUCGGCGGUGGCAAGCUGACCAACCCAAGCCAAGUCAAAGCUGCCGUCAAAGCCCUCCAGAAUGAGCUGACACCGGCCGAUUUCUUGUCAGAGACAUCCACUUUUGGGCGGAGACUCUUUCUGGGUGGAGGCAAGGGCGCAAUCAUGACCCAGUGCGUGGUCGACGUCAUGCAGGCGUUGACGCAGCUGUCGCUGAUGGGCAUUGGAAUUGAUUCGCUAGCGAACGCAGCUUGUGACAACCCGUCUGUGGGAAGAGUGACAUCGAGAGCCCUGCCGAAAUUUCUUCGCAAGCGAAUCGAGAACGGACAACGCGCGACUUGUGGUACCGGUGUUGCGACAAUAAUUGCUCAACUUGGACUCGCCACGGUGUUCCUAUCCUUUACCUCGUUUCACUGCACGAACGAAGCCAACAUUCGGGCAAUCUGCGGUGCAGGGAUCGCAGGAGCCACUGGGGCAUUGUCUGGCAUCGCAGGGGCUGGCAUGGCAGCAUAUGUUGCAUGUACGGAGGGGCAGAGGCUCGACGAAACCGAAGCGCUGUCUAACAAGUUCGUGGCAGACUUCCUUGCAGAGGAAGCCACAAGCAUUGUUCAGGAAUCUUGCCCGGACCUGUCGCUUCAAUGCUUCUUGGAAUUUACCCAAUUCUUCUCGAAUUGUCCGGCCGGUGCGAGCGUUGCAGGACCAGUGACUCCAUCUUGCCCGGUGCCUCCGUCUCCUCAAGCAUGUCCAGGAAUCGAGCCUUGCGUCAACGAGUUUGAGGCAUUAAGGCCGAGCUUGACAACUUGGUUUCCGUUGCCUACUGCGCCGCUAGAGUUCGCCGCAUUGGUCAACGGAGCUCAAUCGUGCUUCGAGUACCUGACCUGCUUCCUCACCCCGGGCCCGAGCCCAUCGCCUCGAAGGCUCCAAAGUGAUGCUCUACGCAGCAUGCUCUUGCAAAAAGUGGUGGGCCCACUUCCAGAGCGCUGGCGCUCGCUGAUUCAUGGGGAGGAUCCUCAAGAGGGUCCUCGCGAGUCUCACGACGGUGUUCCUGCCGAGGGUGUGCCGAUGAUCAAUCGCCUGUGGAACCGCAGCGUGGGUUCCUCCGCGAGCCAGGGGCUCUCGCGCGCGGUGCUGCAAGGCGGCCAGUUUUUGGGAGAGGCAGCCAGGGAACUGCACAAGCGUGAGGCGAAUCACGAUUUGUGCUUAGUUAACGACGGACCGCUCAUGGAUGACAACCCAGAGACGUCAGCUUUGCUGUCACUGCUCAUGAUAGACUUCGAUGAGCUGGAUGAGGUUGAACCUGAGAAGCGACCGUACGAUUUGGUCAUCUACGGAGCCACAGGCUACAGUGGCUGCCUGGCAGUGGAGCACCUGGAUGCUCUGCUGUCAUUGCCAAGCGCAGCGUCGCACCGAUGGGCCAUUGCUGGCAGGAGCGAGGAGAAGCUGCAAAAGAUGGCAGCGCGAUGUCAAACCCGUCCCAAGGUCAUUGUUGCAAACACCAGAGCUGAGAUUGAGGAGAUGGUCGAGGAAGCCGUGGUCGUCUUGGCAUUGGCAGGUCCCUACCUGGCAUGUGGAGAGCAAGUGCUUCGGGCGUGUGUGGAAAAAGGCACACACUAUAUCGACAUCACCGGAGAGGUCAAUUUCUCCCAUUUCGUCAUCCAGAAGUAUCACCAAGCCGCGAAGGAGAAAGGCAUCAUGAUCGUUCAGUUUGCCGGCGCGAUGUCGGUUCCUGAUGACCUUGCGGCUUACCUCCUCGUCAGGCAGCUGGGCCCCCUGAAGCAGCUGCGCGUCUACACGUGGGGUGCGGACCGCGGGUCUUUUGCCCGUGAGGAUGCUGCCCGAGUCGAUGGCAGUCCGGGCCCUCCGGAAGAGGACAGCGAUGGUUUGAGCGGAAGCGAGCUCGAGCUCGAGGCCGUGGAGAUUCUUGUCGGCCCGAAUGCUUCGGAGACCGCCAGAGACGCCUUGAAGUUCAGAUUCCGUGACUACGCCCAAAGAGGCCAGACUACCCACGCCACGGACAAAUUUCAAGAACGCUGUGCGCAAGGACCGAUCAGUUCAAGAGAAUGCGUUGCCCUCAGUGAUUGCAUGAUUAUGCGAGGGAUCUCGGGUGGCCAAAACACCCUGUCAUUCGGCACGGCCCUCCACCUCGGCCGGGCUUGUACGAUCCUUUGCAGUGUUUGCUCGUUUAACAGCAGCAAUAGGACGUGCAGGAAAGCUUGGCUUUGUGACUUUUGUCAUGCGCGUAGCACACAGCCCCGGAACAAGAAGAAGGGUUCUGGAGCGUGGCAGGUUUCUCAGCUUCCGUCGGAUCGCAUUGCAGAGCUCUACGAGGAACUGCGGCAAUCCUACGAAGCUACCCGUAGAACCCAGGCGGGCAGCAUCGGAGAGGAGGCAUUCCGCCAUCCGAGAACCAUGCAAGCGUCUCCGGCGAGAACGCCGCCGGCUUCAUCACAGCAUUCGGCGGCAGUGCAGGCUCCUAGCGCCGAGCGGCUCCAGGAGGGCCGGCUCGUGCGAACGAGAGAUACCUCCGAUCUCGCCAACACGACCCACGGAUCGAGGGAGCUCCGAGGACCGUUUGUUGAAGCUUUCCAGUUUCUUGGAUCUUCGUCGUCUUCCCAUCAACCUCAGCCUGUCAGAGAUCAUGAGCCGCUUCAAUC
This is a messenger RNA of Symbiodinium necroappetens, 3899 nucleotides long. The record is from the annotation of a GenBank genome assembly. NCBI's taxonomy places the organism in Eukaryota, Dinophyceae, Suessiales, Symbiodiniaceae.